AUGUACUCAUUAGGUUCAUAUUCUAAAGUAGACUAAUCCAAUAAUUCAAGUAGCCUGAUAGAGGAGCAGAAGGUUGAAGAAGAGCCUGCAUCGAAUGAAAGUAAUAUAUAGCAAUUUCUCAAUCAAUCACUAAAUACUUUUACUUAGAUAUCCAAUAGCUACAAGCACUCACAGAAAUAAAGUCACUCUUGUAAUAAAUCUAAGUCAAUUAGCAAACUCAAACCAAUCAAAGCACCCUCUCAGAUUAAUUUAAAGUAUUUUACUGUUGUUAAUUAUCUAAAGGUGCAGUCAACGCCACAAGCAAAUAAAUAAAAAUAAAAGGCAACAAAUUUGUUAGCACUCAGUCAAAAAAUGAAUGAGGACCUACAAUCCUUGGGUGAUCUUAGCGAGAUUAACAAGGGACAAGGUGAUUAGAUUAGCAAGGAUAUUUCACAUUUUUUGGCAGAGAAUCCUGAGAAUUUAGUUCUGAGCUAUCUGUAGAAGAGAUCUGACUUAAUGCUUUCAAAAUUAGAUAGCAUGAAUCAUAGAGUAUUGAGCAGUUUCAACGAACUAUAGAGGAAUGUGCAUGACUUAGAGCAUAAGGUAAAGGGCUAGAUAGAAACUCAGCAGAUUAUAAUAGACAAUAAGCUGUAUAAAUAUGGACUGGAUAAUGUGAAUGAUAAUAGCCAGCAGAAAAGUAUCGCCAACACAUCAAUUUUUGAACACAAAAAUCUAUCAUCUCAUGAGAAAAAGAAGAUAUACCAAGACUUCUAAGAGGGAUAAGUCUUAUCACUGUUUAAAAAUGAGGCUGUUAAAGAGUUCAAGCCAUUGACUGUAAAAACUGGUAGUCAUAACUUGAUGAGUAUUUCUCAGUUGACAGUUCAAGAAAGAUAAGGGUCUCAGGAUUACAUUGUAGUUAGAGGCUAAUCUAACAGAGUAGCAUUCAUUGAUCCAUAAAGUCUACAAGUCGAAAGGUACUUAGAACUUUAGCAGCAUUGGGGAAACUCAAAUCUAAGAUGGAUAAUCUAAUUUGGCAACUAGCUAAUCUUACAACUUCAUAAUAAGUACGGUGACAUCCUCUUCUAUGAGGAUGAGUAGUUCAGAAAAGCAUGGAAUGUAAAUGAUAUCUUCUUGAGACCUAUUGUCUACAAUACUCAGGAGAACAUCUAUGUAAUUUUCCCAUCUUAAAAUGGCACAGUGCAUCUUUAUGAGUAUCAACUGACAAAGAUGAAUUUUAAGUUGCUUAACUCAUUCUAGCUAUAGUAGGAGAGUUCUGGUUUGGAAUCGACUUUAGGUUCUCUAAGUGGACCAAGUGAAGUUCUAGUUGUAAAGGAUUUAAAUUUAAGUCAAUUACUUGCUGUUGGGUAAAGAGGCAGCGGUUUAACCUUGAUUGAUGUUAGUCUGGGUAAACUUAGACUGACAAAGUAUGCGCAGUUUUUGGAGAAGCUUAGUGUAAAGGACAUUGUAGAAUUAGAUAAAAAUUUGCUAUUGGUUUUGACAUUUGAAAGCCCACAAUAUUUCAUUGUUGAUAUUGACAAGAAAAAACCAAUAGGAUUAGGUGCUGGUACUGGUAAACUUGGUUUAUCAUUGAAUCUGAUGCCUGGUUAUGAUCCAGUAAACUAUCCAUAUGUCCUUUGCUAGGAAUUGAAUUCCUUUGCCAUUCUAGAUCCAUUUUCCAAUUUCUAUAGUGAGAUUUACAAAAGUGAUAGAACUGCUAUUUUAGAUACUGAUGCUAAAGAAGAUACAGUGAUAUUUGAUCCAAUCAUGAAAAAUGCAUUCAUUUGUGAGAAAGAUGGAUUUUAUCUUGCCAGAUAUGAAAUCAACCCAUAGCUACUGGAAUCAUUGAAUCUCUCUUGA
Messenger RNA from Stylonychia lemnae, 1836 nucleotides. The record is from the annotation of a GenBank genome assembly. NCBI's taxonomy places the organism in Eukaryota, Ciliophora, Spirotrichea, Sporadotrichida, Oxytrichidae.